This is a messenger RNA of Oreochromis niloticus (Nile tilapia), 1537 nucleotides long. RefSeq lists its product as uncharacterized. NCBI's taxonomy places the organism in Eukaryota, Metazoa, Chordata, Actinopteri, Cichliformes, Cichlidae. Gene Ontology annotation, biological process: protein ubiquitination. The record is from RefSeq and is a predicted model, not a curated record. The coding region runs from base 513 to 1481 and encodes 322 amino acids. The transcript has 4 exons. Gene Ontology annotation, molecular function: ubiquitin protein ligase activity.
UAUGAGCUUUUAAAUAGUCUAGCCGGAGUGUCGGGCCAGUAGGUGAUUUGACUAAACUCGUUUCCUCCUUUCAUUCAAAUUCGAAAGCGAGAAGUUGAGCUGGACCAAAGUCAAAACUAACUUUGGCAUUUACAGUUAAACCCGAAGGGGCGUUUAAUCCGAGGCACUGACUUAUAAUGAUGAAGCGUGGGGCAAGAAAAGGCUACAAAUAGCGAUGAUUAGGAGCGGCAGUUGGAAAUUGGCAGUUUUAAAACUGCCAAAUGUAAUUUUAUGCAGAUCUGAUGUUUUAAGGAGAAGCACUCGUGUCUGUUUCACCAGCAGCAGCACUGAUAUAGAGUGUGGAAAGGGUGUGAUGAUCUGAAGAUUAGGGAGCAGCAUCAUCCCUCUGUCCAGUCUGUUAAUCCACAACUGAUGCGUCUCGUCCCUGGUUACCGCUGAAGGCUCAGGCUUCAUCUCGUUGCAGCUUUGUUGUUCCUGUGUUGUCAGCUUGUCAGCGCGUCAGCACAUGAGACAUGAAUCCCUACGGAAAUGAAUAUCUUGACUCUCAUUUGAGUGGCGCCGCAGCAUCUCGCUCUCAAAGUUCACCCCAAGAAUUGGCUUUAGCUCCGUCGUACGAUCAGUCUUCUCCAGUCAUCCGCCCAGAUAAUAGUUCUGCUACAGUUUCAGGCCACAACUUUCCUCCACACGAGGCCUCAUCAGACCAAGAAGGUCCCCAAACCCUGGUCCGAUCGCCAAGUUCUACAGUCCAGCUUCCAGCCUCAAAUCCAGACUUCGGUGUUGGAGCCAGGUCUCAGUCUGAUCUGGCAUCAGUCUCUACUCCAGAACCUGGUUUCACAGCAAAUCCCUACUCUGCGUUUGGCAACCCGUCUUCAUAUCAGGUCUCUGUGAUCAUCCCCUCCCCAGACCUCCAUCCCAUUCCCCUCCCAACUCAGUGCUCUGAGGAAAACUGUCCAGACCUGGAGUGCGCCAUCUGCUUCAGUCAAUUCAACAAUGUCUUCCGCUGCCCCAAGAUGCUGCAGUGCAAGCAUACGUUCUGUCUGGAGUGCCUGGCUCGCAUGAACGUCAAGUCGACCGAGCCCAACGCCAUCCAGUGUCCGCUGUGCCGCAGCUUUACACCCUUGCCUUCCCUUGGCCUGCCAAAACUGGCCACAGACUCAAAUGUUUUGUCUUACCUUCCAGCUGCUAUGCAGAGAGUGUACAGCAUCCGUUUCCUCCGCAGCAAAGGGAAGCUGGAGGUCAAAAGGUCAACUGACGGACAGCGGCGGUGGCCUCAGCAGUCGCUGACGUCUCUGAGAUCCAUCCACCGCUCUCUGGACGUGGGCAUUCCCAGUGGGAACGCAGAAGGUCACGGUCAGUCACGCGGCACUGUGAUCAGACUGACGAGUCACCCGGUGUGUCGUGCCUUACUCCUAACAUCUGUGGUGAUGAUGAUGGUGCUUCUGACUGGUGUCAUUAUCUUCCUCCUCACCUACCGCAAAUAACUGAGUGACAUCUUGUCCUGUAAAGUCUUAUAAAAAUUGGUGACAUGUCACUUUAA